Nothobranchius furzeri (turquoise killifish) is the source of this 1053-nucleotide messenger RNA. NCBI's taxonomy places the organism in Eukaryota, Metazoa, Chordata, Actinopteri, Cyprinodontiformes, Nothobranchiidae. The record is from RefSeq and is a predicted model, not a curated record.
GCGUUUGAAGUGGAGUCGAGCACGAAGGCCAAAGAUUUCUGUCACAACAUCUCUGGACGCCUGAUGCUGAAAUCCUCUGAGGGAUUCAGCCUCUUUGUGAAGAUCACAGACAAGGUCAUCAGUGUGCCGGACGGAGACUUUUUCUUUGACUUUGUGAGACAUUUAACCGACUGGAUCAGAAAAGCCAGACAUGUGAAGGAUGGAGGUGCAGCCAUGGUGCCUUCACUGACCUAUCAGGUGUUUUUCAUGAAGAAGCUGUGGACGAACACGGUGCCUGGAAAUGACUCCAUGGCUGACUCCAUCUUCCACUACUACCAAGAGCUGCCAAAGUAUCUCCGUGGUUACCACAAGUGUUCCAGGGAGGAGGUGCACCAGCUGGCUGCACUAAUCUACAGAGUCAAGUUCGAGGAGGAUAAUUCCCACUUCCAAACUACUUCCAAGAUCCUGAAGGACCUGGUUCCUCAGGACCAUAUCAGACUUCAGUCUCCAGACGACUGGAAGAGGUCCAUCAUGACGCUGUUCAUCAAACAGUCUGGAAAAACGCGUGAAGAUGCCAAACUGUCCUUCCUCAAGAUCAUCUACAAGUGGCCCACGUUUGGUUCAGCCUUCUUUGAAAUUAAGCAAACGACUGAUCCAAAUUACCCAGAAACCCUUUUGAUUGCAAUCAACAAGCAUGGAGUCAGUUUGAUUGACCCGAAGACGAAGGACAUCCUCACAACUCAUCCGUUCACCAAGAUCUCCAACUGGAGCAGCGGGAAUACGUACUUCCACAUCACCAUCGGGAAUUUGGUUCGAGGCAGCAAGCUGCUCUGUGAGACAUCGCUGGGCUACAAGAUGGAUGACCUUCUGACCUCUUACAUCAGCCAGAUGCUGACGACCAUGACUAAACAGAGAACUUCCAGAGGAAACAAGUGAAUGCAGAAAACACUGAACAAUCACACACAAACACACGUCUUAAAAUUCACCUUUUGCCUUUAAAAACAACUUUUCUAAACAUCAGCUGUGGUUUGAAGCUGCAUUUACUCAGAAAAGAUAUUCAGAUCUUAUGUGCAC